Monopterus albus (swamp eel) is the source of this 7069-nucleotide messenger RNA. RefSeq names its product ATP-binding cassette, sub-family A (ABC1), member 3b (gene abca3b). Gene Ontology annotation, cellular component: membrane; intracellular membrane-bounded organelle. The record is from RefSeq and is a predicted model, not a curated record. The transcript is spliced from 31 exons. NCBI's taxonomy places the organism in Eukaryota, Metazoa, Chordata, Actinopteri, Synbranchiformes, Synbranchidae. Gene Ontology annotation, molecular function: ATP hydrolysis activity; lipid carrier activity; ABC-type transporter activity. Gene Ontology annotation, biological process: transmembrane transport; lipid transport. The coding region runs from base 344 to 5470 and encodes 1708 amino acids.
CGCUCAGUGAGAUCACGUGGCGUGUUUUGUUGACGGUUGUCGCUACGUUCUGCGAUGAUUUUACGGGUUAAUCCAGGCGCUGGUGCAAUGUCAUCUCGCUAGCAGGCAGCAAACUGAAGAAAAACCUAGACCUGGCUGCAAACGACCGUAGGUUUACUGAUGCCUAGUCGACCCUCGAUAGUGUUGGUGAAGGAAUAAGCUUCGCAGUGAUGGUUACACUAUCUUUUUAAGACAAUAAAGAGGAUUUGUUUCACCUCGACGGGAAGAAGGACCACAUCUUGUGAAGUGCCGAAAGCCUGCCUUUUGAGCCACUGACUGGGCUUUGUCUUGUGCAUUGAUCAAAAUGGCUGUCAUGCGACAAUUUGGACUACUGGUGUGGAAAAACUAUCUUCAGCAGAAACGUCAAAUCCUGGUAACGCUGGUGGAGAUACUCCUGCCCCUGCUCUUCUCUGGCAUCCUCAUUGUGCUGCGGCAGAAAGUGCCUUUUAAAGACUACCCGAAUGCCACCAUUUAUGAGAGCUAUGCUGUCGACGCUCUGCCGAAGAGAUUCCUGCAACACUUACAGCUGGCCUAUGUGCCCGGCAACUCCAGUGUGGUGCGUCAGGUGGCAGAGGAUGUGCGAGGCAGCCUGUUUCUCUCUUCAGUGCGUGGCUUUGAGACAGAGGAGCAGUUUGAGGAUUAUGUGAGAAAUGACCCCCUGUCAGGAAAACUUCUGGCUGCUGUGGUGUUUGAGCACCCUUUCAGCCGUGAUGAUGAACCUUUGCCGCAAAAGGUGAGCUACCACCUGCGAUUCUCCUUCACGCCACGCAAUGCCCCACCAAAGGAGAAGUCGGAGCUGAACCCGAACAGUGACCUGGACUGGCACACGCUCAGCCUCUAUCCCCUUUUUCAGAUGCCAGGGCCAAGAGAGCAGUAUGACAAGGAGGGGGGCACGCCUGGUUAUUUCCGCGAGGGCUUUCUGGCAGUGCAGCACGCGGUGGACCGAGCCAUCAUGCGCUCUUACAACAGAACCGCUGCUGCUCCUCUGCUGCGACAGAUCAGAGUGGUCCUGUCGCGGUUUCCAUACCCUGCCUUUAUAUAUGACGUCUUCAUCCUCGCCAUUCAGAACCAACUGCCCCUGUUAUUGGUGCUCAGCUUCACCUACACCUCCCUCAACAUAGUACGAGCGGUGGUGCAGGAAAAGGAGAGGAAGCUCAAGGAGUACAUGAGGAUGAUGGGUCUUAGCAACUGGCUCCACUGGAGCGCCUGGUUCCUCAUGUUUUUCCUGUUCCUCUCCAUUUCAGUAUUUUUUGUUACUCUGUUGCUCUGCAUCCAGGUGAGCCCUAACGGAGCAGUGCUGACCUACAGUGACCCCACUCUGGUCUUUGUCUUUCUGCUCGUCUUCACUGUGGCCACCAUCAAUUUCAGCUUUAUGAUCAGUGCCUUCUUCUCACGAGCCAAUGUGGCAGCACCAGUAGGUGGCUUUAUCUAUUUCCUGAGCUACCUGCCUUAUUUGUUCCUGUGGCCACGCUAUGACCUACUGAGCCAUGCCCAGAAGGUGUCAGCAUGUCUCAUCUCCAACGUGGCUAUGGCCAUGGGUGCUCAGCUUAUAGGAAUGUUUGAAGGCAAAGGUACAGGAAUCCAGUGGCAUAACCUAUUUGACUCUGUGACAGUGGAUGAUGACUUCUCCCUGGCUCAGGUUCUCUUCCUGCUGCUGUUUGACUCUGUGCUUUACGGGCUGGUGGCCUGGUACAUGGAGGCGGUUUUUCCUGGAGAAUAUGGCGUGCCUCUACCGUCUUACUUCUUUGUACUGCCUUCAUACUGGUGCAGCAGCCCUCGUAUGGCUUUGGUGAAUGAGAAGGAGGAAGAGGAGGAUGCAGAAAAGGCUCUGAAAGGAGAGUUUAUAGAGGAGGAGCCAGCAGGACUAGUCUCUGGGAUCAAGAUUAAACACCUCGCUAAGGAAUUCAAAGUGGGCAACAAGACACGGAAGGCAGUGCGGGAUCUUACGCUGAACAUGUUUGAAGGACAAAUCACGGUACUGUUAGGACACAACGGUGCUGGGAAGACCACAACACUGUCCAUGCUGACAGGUCUGUUUCCCCCCACCAGUGGUAGGGCCUAUAUCAAUGGCUAUGACAUCUGUCAGGACAUGGCUCUGAUUCGCCGCAGUCUGGGACUCUGUCCCCAGCAUGAUGUACUAUUUGAUAACCUUACAGUCAGAGAGCAUCUGCUCUUCUAUGCACAGUUGAAAGGCUACUCCAAAGAAAAAAUUCCUGAUGAGGUGGAUCGGAUAAUUCGUAUCCUGAACCUUGAGGACAAGCGAUGUGCUCGCUCCAAGACCCUCUCUGGUGGCAUGAGGAGAAAACUCUCCAUUGGCAUUGCCCUUAUUGGAGACUCUAAGGUGGUGAUGUUAGAUGAGCCCACAUCAGGUAUGGACCCAGCAGCUCGACGUGCCACCUGGGACCUUCUGCAAGGGGAAAAGCGUGAUCGCACCAUUCUGCUCACCACGCACUUUAUGGACGAGGCCGACCUGCUUGGUGACCGUAUUGCCAUCAUGGCAGGAGGAGAGCUGCAGUGCUGUGGGUCACCACUCUUCCUUAAGAACAAAUACGGUGCUGGCUACCAUAUGGUGAUAGUAAAAGAUGCACUUUGCAAUGUGUCCGAAAUCACCCGCCUUGUCCACAUGUAUGUUCCGAACGCCACAAUGGAGAGCAGCGCUGGAGCUGAGCUUUCUUACAUCUUGCCCAAAGAAAGCACCAGCAGGUUUGAGCUGCUGUUUGCUGAGCUGGAGAUGAACAGAGAGGAACUGGGCAUCGCCAGCUAUGGAGCUUCAGUAACCACAAUGGAAGAGGUUUUUCUAAGAGUGGGAAAGUUGGUGGACUCUAGUUUGGACGUCCAGGCUAUCCAGCUGCCGGCCUUGCAGUACCAACAUGAGAGACGCUCCCAUGACUGGACAACAGAUGAUGCUAGCAGCAUCAGCGGCAUGACCGAUGUCACCGACUUCACAGACAGUGGCACGCUCAUUUCAGAGGACUGCUCCAAUAUCAAGCUGAACACAGGGGUCAGACUGCACCUGCAGCAGUUUUAUGCCAUGUUCCUGAAAAGGGCACUGUACAGCUGGAGAAACUGGAAAGUGAUGGUGGCGCAGUUCUUGGUUCCUUUGGUCUUCACUGUUGUAGCUUUAGUUGUGGUACGCACUUUUCCCAAUCACCAGAAUGCUCCUCAGCUGAGGCUGGCACUCAGUCGCUAUGGCCCCACCAGGGUGCCUGUUGCUCUGCAGCCUGGGUCAGGUCCCCUGGCGUCCGCCCUGGCAUAUACAUACAGUUCACAGCUCUCUGCCCAGCUAGGCCAGCUCAUCAACAUUACUGACUUUACUGAUUACAUCCUGACCCAGGCAGAGGAAGAGGGCGGCGUCUUUAAUGAGCGUUGCGUGGUGGGUGCUGCUUUCCGUGGCAGCAGCAGUCACUUUGCAGAAGCAACAGCCUACUUCAAUAAUGAGGGCUACCAUACACCUGCCACAGCCCUCAUGAUGGUGGACAAUGCUCUCUUCAAACUUCUAGCAGGGCCCGAGGCUUCCAUCCAGAUGGGCAAUUACCCCAUGCCACGCAACCUGUCUGAGAUCGCUCAGAGCCAGCUCACUGAGAGUAAGACAGGCUUUGCCAUUGCUAUCAACUUGAUGUAUGGUAUGGCCUCCCUAUCCAGCACCUUUGCCCUGCUGCUUGUUACAGAGUCCUCUAUUAAAUCCAAGCAUGUGCAGCAGGUCAGCGGUGUCUACCUGUCAAACUUCUGGCUGUCAGCCCUGCUGUGGGAUCUAGUCAACUUCCUGCUGCCCUGUCUUCUCAUGCUGGUGGUAUUCAGGGCAUUUGGAGUUGAGGCCUUCGUAGAGGAUAACCACCUGGUAGAUGUGUUGUUAAUACUGCUGCUCUAUGGCUGGGCUGUUGUGCCUCUUAUGUAUCUUCUGAGCUUUUUCUUCUCCACUGCUGCUACUGCCUACACUCGCCUCACCAUCUUCAACAUGAUCUCUGGCACAGCCACCUUCCUGGCUGUCACCAUCAUGACCAUCCCAGAGUUGAACCUGCAGGACCUCUCUCACUUACUUGAUAAGGUGUUCCUGAUCUUUCCAAACUACUGCCUGGGCAUGUCCUUCAGUCAGUUCUACCAGAACUAUGAAUUCAUCUCGUUUUGCACCUCCAGCCCUAUUAGCAAGGAAAUCUGCAAGUACUUGAACAUCACAUACCAGCUAAACUACUUCUCUAUGUUGGAGCCUGGUGUGGGACGCUUCCUUGUGGCCCUUUCAAUUCAGGGACUAGUCUUCAUUAUUCUGCUCUUUGUCAUUGAGCUGCAGUGUGUCCGUACUCUCUGGCGGCUCCUCACCUCCCUGUGCCGAAGACGCAAACAGUUACCUCUAAUAGAGGAUUCAGCGGUCCUUCAAGAGGACAGAGACGUGGCUGAUGAGAGGAAGAGGGUCCUGGAGUGCCAGCCUGUAGUGGAGUCUAUGGUUGGUAGCCCGCUCAUACUGCAGGAGCUCAGCAAGGUGUACAGCAGUGGGACAAAUAUUCUGGCUGUAGACAGGCUGUCUCUUGCCGUAGGUAAAGGGGAGUGUUUUGGCCUCCUGGGCUUCAAUGGAGCAGGGAAGACCACAACCUUUAAGAUGCUGACAGGUGAUGAGAGUGUUACCUCUGGGGAUGCUUACAUUGAUGGAUACAGCAUCUUGAGAGACAUUAAGAAGGUACAGCAGCGCAUUGGUUACUGUCCUCAGUUUGAUGCUGUAUUGGACCACAUGACAGGAAGAGAAACUCUCAGCAUGUAUGCCAGGCUCAGAGGAAUACCAGAGAAGUAUGUGUCUGGCUGUGUGGAGAACGUCCUGAGGUCGCUGCUGCUCGAGCCUCAUGCUGAUAAACUGGUCCGCAACUACAGCGGUGGUAACAAGCGGAAGCUGAGUGCGGGUAUGGCUCUGAUUGGUGGGCCUCCAGUCAUCUUCCUGGAUGAACCUUCAACUGGGAUGGACCCUGUGGCCAGGAGGCUGCUGUGGGAUGCUGUUACACGCACACGAGAGUCUGGCAAGGCCAUAAUCAUCACUUCUCACAGUAUGGAGGAGUGUGAGGCCCUGUGUACCAGGCUGGCAGUGAUGGUCAAUGGUCAGUUCAAGUGCCUCGGGAGUCCCCAACACCUGAAGAGCAAGUUUGGCAGUGGCUACACCCUGCUGGCUAAAAUGCACAUAGAGACUGAGCUGGAGGACAGAGAUCUGCAGCUGUUUAAAGACUUCAUUGAGAGCACCUUUCCAGGAAGUCAACUAAAGGAUGAACACCAGGGAAUGGUGCACUAUCAUUUGACUGACAAAACACUAACCUGGGCCCAGGUGUUUGGCACUUUGGAGGCAGCCAAAGAGAAAUACCACAUUGAAGACUACUGUGUGAGCCAGAUAUCACUGGAGCAGGUGUUCCUCAGCUUUGCCCAGUUCCAGCACUGCACAGAGAGUGGCAGGAAGUAGCUGGAGCGAGGGCUCCAUCCAUCCAUCGUUUAUUUUCUACAGAACGUGCAGAACCUGUGUAUAUGGACUUGUCUCCAUUACACAGCAGGUGUUUACACAGACUGGAGCAGAGCAUGGUUUAUUUCCAGCUCCAUUUUUACUUUGACCAAAACACACACACACACACACACACACACACACACACACACACACACAUACACAUACACACAGGGCCAGCCCCUAAACAUCAAAUCCAACAUUUCUGCUACUCUAUCAUGUUGGUGCAUCUUUGUUGAAUUAUUCAUGCCUCUGUUGUUGUGUAAAAAAUUGGAAUUCAGACAUGUGGGGAUGCUGAUUAUAACAAGUAAUGAACUCUUGAGUGCUGCACUUUUUUAAUGAGGUCAAACACAAUGUCAGCACUCAUUAAACACUACCACUACACUUAAUUGUAUGUGACAGGGUUUGUUUGUGUGUAUGUGUGCACUUAUGUAUGUGCAGAUUUGUGUUAUUUAUGAUUUUAUAUUAGUUGAUCAUGUUUCUAAAUCAUCAAUCAUCACAAGAGAAUGAACUCCAUUUGAUAUGUUUAUGAAAUUGUUGCACAGAUGUGAGCCUUAUCUAACUGACAGUUUUCAUUUCUGUUCAUUGCCCUGUACAAAACACCUGCACCUCAAGAGCCUCUUAAUGUUGUUGCCAGAUGUAAAUAAUGUGAGAGAUUCAUGGUCCUAAAACCACUUAGUCAUUCAGCCCAGAGCAGAACUUUUACUCAUUUCAGGACUGUUGUGAGUUCACUGAUGAAUGUAUACAUAAAAUUGCGAGUGCAUGAUUCAUUAUUGAGGAUUUAUCCUCAGAGUACAUGCAGCCCUGUGACUACAUUUUGUAUCCCUCCGCUGUUCGGCUUGUGAAUUUUGUUCUUGCUGCCAAACAAGUUAAAGCAAGUGUGAUACCAUAUUCAACUGUUAAAGUUCACAUGGAAGAAAUAUUGAAAUUGUUGUGUGAUGCAGGAGAUUAUUUUCUACUGUUGCUGCUGUUGCAGUAAAGUUGGAGGUGUUGAUCUGUAGUCAAGCUGCAUCAGACUGCAUGUGGCUGAUGUGGACCUAGAACAACAAGGCUGUUUUUGCACAUUCUUCUUUGGUUUUCUGCAGCUAUGCAUUUCACUGAGUACACCUGUGUGUGUGUGUGUGUGUGUGUGCGCUUGGUAUUCCUCACACUGAAGGGGCUACAACCUUCUUACACACUUGCACUGUGACAAUUUUAGGUUGACAACUUAGUUUAAGGUUAGGCACGUGAGUAAGAGUAUGGGAAUAUACACUAUGAAUCCUGAAUUCAUCCAGAUUAUAUUAAAAUAGUGCUAUAGUCCUUAAAUAUGUUAACCAAGAGAUUGCUACUGUGCAGUGGACAAACCUUUCUUUUCUGUCAUCUUUAAUGUGGAGCUGCUCCUUUAGGGAAUGCCAAGAUAUUCAUUAAUAAGGCCCAUCAAUGGGAUGGAUAGUAACAUUUAACUAAGGCCUCUGCAGACAAAUUGGAGAAAGAAUGGUCACUGUUUGGUCCUUUUUUUAUAAUGCUCAGAAGAUGCCCGUUUAUCACACUCCCAGAACUUUAUUUUAACUUUAAUAUCAAUAU